AAAUGCUGCUCUGACUCUAGUCAAGUUGACUGUGAGAAAAACCUGAAGCCAUUCGCGCCCUCGUUGCCAUUUCUCUCUGCAAAGCAACCCAGUCGGCCACAAUUAUGUGCGAAGAAGUCAAUCCAAUGGGCUAGGGUCAUUGGCGCUGUGGCUGUCUUGGCACCCAGCCCCAGACUGGCUUUAUCUUUGUCCUGCCUAUCAACCCCAGCUUUUAUGCAUGAACCAUCACCUAUCACAAUGAUCAGCUUUAAUUCUGCGGUGUAG
Colletotrichum tamarilloi is the source of this 264-nucleotide messenger RNA. RefSeq lists its product as uncharacterized. Lineage: Eukaryota; Fungi; Ascomycota; Sordariomycetes; Glomerellales; Glomerellaceae. The annotation marks the transcript as partial. The record is from RefSeq and is a predicted model, not a curated record. The transcript has a single exon.